Molecule: messenger RNA, 951 nt
Organism: Aspergillus uvarum CBS 121591
Lineage: Eukaryota; Fungi; Ascomycota; Eurotiomycetes; Eurotiales; Aspergillaceae
Exons: 1
Coding region: 1-951 (316 amino acids)
Source: RefSeq, a predicted model, not a curated record
AUGGAAUAUUUCGAACUCCCUCUAUCAAGCAGUGAUGUCAUAUCCGGUCGCUAUAGCAUCCCGUCUAGAGAUCCUAGAUCGCUACAGAAUCGGCCACUUAUUGUAUGCAUCCCGGGUGGCAGCUAUGGGGCCCGAUACUUUGAUGUAGAGGGCACCCAGUCUGUCUUGGAACUCUCAACAUGUCUCAACAUCCCGGUAAUCGCACUGGACCGACCUGGCUACGGAGCAAGCACGCCAGCCCCCAACAUCGAAAAUGCACCUACUUAUGCGCAAGCACAAGGGAGGUACUUCAAUUCAACGAUUCUUCCUGCAUUGUGGCAGGCUUUCGCAACUCGUGCAGAAGCAUCAUCAAUGGUACUGCUGUCACAUUCUAUCGGCGCAAUGAUCGCGACAAUCUCUGCUGGGUGUUACACCGGGCUUGAGAACUAUCCGCUGGCAGGUAUUAUUACUUCUGGAAUUGGCAGCGAGCUUGUGGAAGGGCCCAAAAACCAUAUGAUACAUCUAUUAAGUGGAGACGACGACCUCAUUCACUUCGAAGCAGUAGCAAAGGACGCCAUCAUGUUGCAGCUGCCGCAUAUGAAGCUCGCACCGCCAGAGAUGCGACAAUUUACCGAGCAAUUGAACGAACCGGUACCCAGUGGCGAGCUGCGGGAUAUCAACACGACCUGGCUGAAUUACUGGAAGCAGUAUUCUACGAAAGUCACAGUCCCGCUACUACAUGGCUUGAGUGAAUUUGAUGGCCUCUGGACCUGUUCUUCGACAGCUCUUGAAGCGUACAAGGCGGCCUUUCCCCGAAGUCCGAAGGUGGCCUGUGAAAGGAUCCCAAUGGCCCCACACUGUAUCGAGCUGAGCUUCCAAAGUCAUGCCUGGUAUAUGAAGUGUUUCGCGUUUGCGGUUGAGUGCACGGUAUCACAAUCGCUCCAGAGUGCAUCGCAAGCCUGUGAGGGAUGA